Melanaphis sacchari is the source of this 14995-nucleotide messenger RNA. RefSeq names its product titin. The coding region runs from base 353 to 14761 and encodes 4802 amino acids. Lineage: Eukaryota; Metazoa; Arthropoda; Insecta; Hemiptera; Aphididae. The transcript is spliced from 62 exons. The record is from RefSeq and is a predicted model, not a curated record.
CGAGUCCGAGAGUGAAUAUCGAAAAGAAUAACAAACACGAUACCACCGUCAUACGCAUACUUAGCGAAAGAUAUUUUCGGAAAUCACUUAUAUAUACGUAUAGAAAACGCGGAAAGUCUGUGCGAGAUAACUCUGAUCGCGGGUGUCAAUUAAUAUAAUUGUUUAAACCUGUGUCGUGUGCAUUUUCCAUUCAGGUUUUCACUGUUUUCCGUUCGACCGUUUUUUGUUUUUAAUUUUUUUCUAUUCGUUUAACGCGUGUGAAAUUGCCGAGAGUUAAGGGUCAGUGAAGGAUUUUGGUAUCGACCGACGGCCAACCGUCCUGCUGGGGCGCGAGGAGACUUGUGCAUUAGUCAUGAAUCAACAACAACAGCAAAAACAAAUUACCACUACCACCACAUCCUCGAUGUCCACGGGACAGAGGAGCAUAAACCGUACCGAACAACAGGUCACGAGACAAUUCACGCAGACCACACAGAGACAAGUUCACGAAGGGUUUAUUGUACAACAGUCUACUCCAAAAUUUGGAAAUGACGCUGCUCCACCAGUAUUUGAACAAAUAUUCAAAAAUGCCAGAUUUGCUCAAGGAGGAAAUGCCGUUUUCGAAGGAAAGGUUACGGGGAUUCCUAAACCUUUUGUCUCAUGGACCAGGAAAGGCGCUCCACUAUUGGAGUCAUACAAAUACAAGAUGACGUAUGAUCAACAAACAGGGAAUGUUGUUCUUACGAUCAAUCAGAUCGGUCCAGGAGAUGAAGGUGAAUACACGUGUUCGGCGCGCAAUCAAUAUGGUGAAGCAAUUUGUUCUGUUUUCAUUCAACCAGAAGGUCAUACCGUUCAAAUACCUCAAGGCACGUAUGGUUCGCAGCGAGUACAACAGACACAGAAUACGCUGUAUACAAAUAAUUAUUCGAACAUCGAUGAAGAUUUCAAAGUCGAUACUUUCGAAUAUCGCUUACUCCGUGAAGUGUCCUUCAGACAAUCUGUCACCAAAAGGUACCUAGGUGAAGAGGAUGUCAAGUUUACAAGCAGCGCACAUCAAGGCCCGGUCGUAGCACCCCAAGUGCUUCAAAAACCGCGUAACUCAAAAUUAGUUGAAGGAGCAAACGCUACAUUUACUGUAAAAGUGUCAACAGCUAAGGAUACAAGGUUGACUUGGUUCAAGAACGGCCAAAGACUCGUAAACGGACCAAAACACCAGAUCAAUUUCACUAAUCAAAUCGCUACACUUUAUAUACCACAAGUAAGUUGUGAGGAUUCUGGACAUUACACUCUGCUUGUAGAAAACCCACAAGGCUGUGUAGUUUCUACUGCGUAUCUUGCUGUAGAACCAAUGCAUAUGGCAUACGACAGAACAGAAGACAAGGAGAAUGUAAUAACUAAAACUCAUAACAAGCUCGAGUCGAUAGAAGUGGUCGAGGGCAAGAUGUUGGCGCCAAAUUUUGUGCGUGUUUGUGGUGAUCGUGACGUGACUGAAGGCAAAUUGACACGUUUUGAUGUUCGUGUUACGGGCAAACCGUAUCCCGAAGUCUCGUGGUAUAUUAAUGGUCAGCAAAUUAAGGACGACGCAACGCACAAGAUAUUAGUCAACGAAUCUGGUGAUCACGGAUUGAUGAUAACCAAUGUGUCUCAGGCAGAUGCAGGUCAGGUGGUUUGUGUCGCAAGAAGUAAAUCCGGAGAAACUUCUUUCCAAUGUAAUCUGGGAGUCAUUGAAAAAGAACUUGUAGUUGCUCCAAAGUUUGUACAACGUUUUACACCUUUAAAUAUAAGCGAAGGAGAAACAGUUACAUUGAGUGUCAGAGCUGUUGGAACCCCAGUACCAAGAAUAACAUGGCAAAAAGAUGGUGUAAACAUCAGCGAACAACCAGGAAUGGUAUCUGUAUGGACCGAAGGAGGUGGUUCAGUAUUAGAAAUAGCAAGAGCUGCUCCAACAGACGCAGGUUGGUAUCAAUGUACAGCUCAAAACACAGCUGGAUCGACAGCAACACGGGCUCGCCUUAAUAUCAUAAGGAAACCUCGCCCUGAAGAUUUCUCCGAAGAUCGACGUCUUAGGCUACCGAAACCAACACGAGUAAUUGAACCUGAACCUGAACCAGAACCAGAAGUUGUUUUUCUAAAACAUGUCGAGAGAGCAAAAUACCAUACUCCUCGACCAGAAGAAGACAAGAUUUAUCCACCACCACGGUUCAUUGUUCCGCUCGCAGACAUCACUCAACAAGAAGAUGGUCGAAUUCAUUUUGAAGCUAGAAUUGAACCUAUUGGAGAUCCAACAAUGGUGGCUGAAUGGUUUGUUAAUGGUUAUCCUUUAAAAGCAAGUUCAAGAGCUAUGACUUUAUUAAAUUAUGGUUUCAUAGCUUUGGAUUUGUUGAGCAUUAUAUCCCAAGAUGCUGGCGAGUAUACAUGUAGAGUAACGAGUAGCUCUGGAACAGCUCAGUCUACUGCUGUUCUCAAAGUUGAAGGGAGAGAUGAAAUCGAUAAAUCCAGUCAAUAUCCAGACAGUUUAAAAUAUAUUGAACAAUUGGAAGAUUAUUCCAAAUAUCAAAGAAGUGAUAGUUAUGAUGAAGUUCAACCAUUACCGCCCACUUUAGUUAAAUCAUUACAUGAUAUGGGUGAUUUACAAGAAGGUAGAAAUGCACAUUUCGAAGCUCAGCUUAACCCAGUCAGUGAUCCAACAAUGAAAGUAGAGUGGUAUAAAGAUGGAAAACCUAUUACAGCAAGUUCAAGAAUAACAACAAUAUUUAAUUUUGGUUAUGUUUCAUUAAAUAUUAUGCAUCUUCGUGUAGAAGACAGUGGAGAAUAUACUUUAAGAGCAAUAAACCGAUGGGGAGAAGUUAUCAGCACAGCAACAUUAAAUGUUAUUGCUCAUAGUAGUAUUACAGGUGAUUUAGGCUACCCAGAACAGCAAAGGUAUAUUGAUCAAACCGAAGCUUUGGAACAAUCUUAUCUACAACAAAAAAAUCAGGAAUAUAAAAUAAGUGUACCUGAAAGUGUUGCACCACCACAAUUUAAAACGCCAAUUAAAGAUCAACAGAACAUUAAAGAAGGUGGUUUUGCUCAUUUUGAAGCAAGAUUAGAACCAUUAGGAGACUCAACACUUCAAGUAGAAUGGUUAAAGGAUGGUAAACCAGUUGAAGCUAGUUCAAGAAUGACUGUAUUCUUCAACUUUGGAUAUGUUGCAUUAACAAUAAAAUAUGUAACUGUUUUUGAUAUUGGAACAUAUACUUGCAGAGCUUAUAAUAAUUUAGGAGAUGCUUCAACAUCUGCUACAUUGACUGUUCUUACUAAAAAAGAUGUUGUUCAAGAUAGUCAACACCCAGGAGGUCUCGAACGAUUCCAAUAUUUGGAAGAUUCAAGAAAGAAUAAACGAAAGGCAGAAGAAGAAACAGUUGUUACACAAAAACCUAGAUUUCUUGGACCAUUGAAAGGAACAAAUAAAAUUGCUGAAGGACAAAGAGCUCAUUUUGAAGUUCGAGUAGAACCUCAAAAUGAUGUGACUAUGAAAAUUGAAUGGUAUUUUAAUGGAAGAGUAAUAAUGAGUGCUAAUAGAAUUCAAACAUAUCACGAUUUUGGUUAUGUGGCUUUGGAUAUUCUUGGUGUAAGAGCAGAAGAUAGCGGUACCUAUGUGGUUGUUGCAAGAAAUGCCUUAGGAGAGGCCCAACUGUCAGCUACAAUGGAAGUUGAAGUUCGUUCAAAUAUUGAUACAUCUACUAUGCAUCGUGGAGUAGUUGAAAAAGCUCCUUAUCUUGAAUCUAAAAAGUUUACUGAACCUCAGUAUGAUAUUGAGGAAAUUUCUAAGUCAAGACCUAUAUUUAUACAACCAUUAAGUGAUCCUGCACCGUUGAAUGAGGGUAAAAAUGUUCAUUUGGAAUGCCGUCUUGAGCCUAUGGGUGAUCCUACCAUGAGAGUUGAAUGGUUUCAAAAUGGAAAACCUGUAACAGUUGGUUCAAGAUUCCGUACAUACUAUGAUUUUGGAUAUGUUGCUUUGGAUAUCAUACAUGUCACAUCAAUUGACUCUGGUGAAUACACUGUGAGAGCUACAAACCAUUUAGGAUCAGCUCACACAUCUGCAUGUGUCAAUGUAUUAUGCCGAUCAGACAUUUUAACUGAAAGUCAAAAUGAGUAUGCAUUAGAGCAGAUACAAAUGUUAGAAGAUGCAUCAAGAUAUCAAAAAAUGAUAAUUGAAGAAGAAAGUAUUAUGCAAGGGCCACAGUUUACCAAGCCAUUGCAUAAUAUUCAGACAUCUGAAGGUACAAACAUACAUUUGGAAUGUAGAUUAAAACCGGUUGGAGAUCCAAGUAUGAAAAUAGAUUGGUUGGUCAACGGACGUCCAGUAAAAACAGGACAUAGAUUCCGCCCUGCCUAUGAUUUUGAUUAUGUAGCAUUAGAUUUGUUAAGUGUUUAUCCAGAAGAUUCUGGAGUAUAUACUUGCCAAGCUAGAAACGAAAUGGGUGAAGCUGUUACUUCUAGCUCAGUGAAAGUGAUUGCUAAACAAAAUUUAAUACUAGAUUCACAACAUCCACAUGGUUUAGAAAAAAUACAAUAUCUAGAAGAUUCUGCGAGAUACAAAAAAGCUGAAAUGAUUGAAGAGUCUGUUAAAAUAAAACCACGUUUUUUGACAAAACUAAAAAAUGUGGAAAAUUUAAAGGAAGGACAACAUGCUCAUUUUGAAUGUAAAUUAGAACCAGUUACAGAUUCUAAUCUAGAAGUUCAGUGGUUUAAAAAUGGAAAACCAAUCAUUAUUGGCCAUCGUUUCAGACCUAUCCACGAUUUUGGAUAUGUAGCCUUAGAUAUCAUAGAUGUCAUUGAAGAAGACUCUGGAACUUAUACAUGCCGUGCUGUUAAUUUACUUGGUGUUGAUGAAACAAAUGCCCAUUUAACAUGCAGAAGUUCAUCAGGUAUUGUAACAGAUACUCAAAAUGAAAUGGGUCUAGAACAAAUUCAGUAUCUUGAAGAAAAAUCUAGAUACAACAGAAGAGAAGACAUUGAAGAAACAACUACUCAAGCUCCAAUUUUCACUACUUCAUUAAAGCAUUGCGAUAUUAAAGAAGGCCAACGAGCUCAUUUUGAAUGUAGAUUAAUCCCAGUAUCUGAUAACACCAUGAAAGUAGAAUGGUUCCACAAUAAUGUUCCAAUUAAAUUUGGAUCUCGAUUUACUGAAACUAAUAACUUUGGAUUUGUUGCAUUGGAUAUUCUUCAAUGUUUACCUGAGGAUUCUGGCACAUAUACGUGCCGUGCAACUAAUUGGUUAGGACAAUCUAUUACAUCAGGAAAUCUCAAUGUUCAAUCGAGAAAGUCAAUUUACUUGGAAUCUCAGCAUGAAGAUGCAUUAGGUCGUUUAGCUCAGCUAGAAAACUCAAACCGUUAUCAACGUCAAUCAGUUGUAGACGAUGUAGUAACACAAGCUCCAAUAUUUACUCAACCUAUGAGAGAUAUUACAAUGAUUGAAAGUCAGCCUGCUCAUUUUGAAGCAAGAUUAAUACCAGUGGGUGACGACAAAUUAAAAGUAGAAUGGUUAAGAAAUGGAAUUCCUAUUCAAGCAUCUAAUCGUGUAUCAACAAUGCAUGAUUUUGGUUAUGUUGCUCUUAAUCUUAAAUAUGUUUAUCCCGAGGAUUCUGGUACUUAUACAUGCAGAGCUAUAAAUGAUUUAGGACAAGCAGUCACCUCAGCCACACUAAAUGUGCAUUCUAAAGCUUCUCUUCAAUUGGAAAGUCAACAUGAAGCAGCAUUAGAUAAAUUAAGACAGCUUGAAGAUUCCAGCAGGUACAAACGAGUAGAACAAAAAGAAGUGGAAGUUACUGAAGCACCUAAGUUUAUUGUACCAUUAAAUGGCACUGAAAGUUUAAUUGAAGGUCAAAGUGCUCAUUAUGAAUGUCGCAUAGAACCUUAUCCUGAUCAUACACUGCAAUUAGAAUGGUUACACAAUGGUAAACCAUUACAAACAGGACAUAGAUUUAGAACAACUUAUGAUUUUGGUUUUGCGUCAUUGGAUGUUCUAUCAGCUUUACCAGAAGAUUCUGGAGAAUAUACUUGUAGGGCUAUUAAUAAACUUGGUAGGGCUGAGUCAUCUGUUAAGCUAGGUGUUCAAUCUCGAGCGUCGAUUAUUAGUGAUACUCAACAUCAAGGAGCUUUGAACAAAAUACAGUAUUUAGAAGAUGACUCUAGAUUUAAAAGAGCAGCUGCUGAAGACGUUCUAAUAACAGAAAAACCACAAUUUGGACGACCUCUUAAGAAUAUAGAACAUCUUCCAGAGGGACGAAGUGUACAUCUUGAAGCUACAUUAAUUCCAGUUAAUGACCCAACUAUGAAGGUUGAGUGGUUUAGAAAUGGAAUACCAAUUCCUCAAGGCCACAGAUUUAAGACGGUUUAUGAUUUUGGAUUUGUUGCUUUGGAUGUACUUUAUGCUUAUCCUGAAGAUUCAGGUACAUACAUGUGCAAAGCUAAAAACGCUGCUGGAGAAGCAGUCACUACUUGCAUUGUAACAGUUGAUUCUAAAUCUGGUCUUCAGUUAGACACAUUGGAUGAAGAUAGAUUAAAAAAGAUUAAACAACUUGAAGCUUAUGAAAGACCUACAGCUCAAGAAGCUGUACUUGAACUUCAAAAACCAGUAUUCCUUACACCUCUUAACAGUCUUGAAUUAUUGAAAGAAGGAGAACAUGCUCAUUUAGAAACUCGAAUUGAACCAAUUAAUGAUGCUGAUUUGAAAAUAGAAUGGUUCGUUAAUGGAGUAGCAAUUAAAACAGGCCAUCGUUUUAAGACUACACAUGAUUUUGGAUAUGUCGCAUUGGAUAUUUUGUAUGCUUAUGCUGAAGAUUCCGGUACUUAUAUGUGUAAAGCCACCAAUAAAAAAGGAGAAGCAGUAAAUACUUGUCAAAUUAAUGUUGCCUCUCGUAGAAGUAUUUACUUAGAAACACAACAUCCUGAUGGAUUAGAAAAGAUUCGUGAACUUGAAGCGCAGGGACGCCCAGCAAAACUUGAAAUUGAUGAGCCUCCACCAACAGCACCAUCAUUGACUGAUUUAUGGGGCACUACUGAGGUAGCUGAAGGAAAAACAGCCCACUUUGAGUGUCAAGUAAAACCUGUACACGAUUCUAAACUGAAAGUUGAGUUCUUCCAUAAUGACAAACCACUUGGAUCUGCUUCUCGUUUCCAUACUACAUAUGAUUUUGGUUACAUAUCUUUGGAUAUUGGUCAUGUUGUUCCUGAAGAUGCUGGCAAAUAUACCGUUAAAGCUACCAACGAAUUGGGUCAAGCUAUUUCAAAUAUUAAUUUAUUAGUUCAAGGAGGUGGAAGUAUAAUUUUGGACUCUCAAAGACCUGAAGGAUUAGAAAAAAUAAAAGAGUUAGAAAUGGCUGUACCUUUCAAACGUGCAGAUUAUUCAGAACCUAUUUCAAAACAAAGACCAAUGUUCACACAACCUUUACAAAAUAUUGACAGCAUAAAUGAAGGACAAACAGCCCACUUUGAAUGUCGUCUUAUCCCAAUUGGAGAUUCGUCAAUGACUGUUGAAUGGUUUAGAAAUGAAAAACCAUUAGAAACAAGUUCGAGGAUUACAAAAACAUAUGACUUUGGUUAUAUAUCCCUAGACAUUUCUCAUGUAAGAGAUGAAGAUAAUGGGGUGUAUAGUUGUAAAGCCACAAAUGCUCUUGGGGAAGCAAUUUCGACAGCCUCCAUGAGAGUUAGAACAAAAUCUGAUAUUCAGUUAGAAAGUCAACAUCCAGAAGGUCUUAAAAAAAUUGUUGAAUUAGAACGGGGUCAAGAACCAUUGAAGAGAGAAGAGGCAGAAAGAUCAUAUGAGAAACCAAUUUUCACACAACUUCUUACAGGCCCUUCAGAGCUUAUUGAAGGUCAACAUGCUCACUUUGAGUGUAGAGUUGUACCAGUAGGUGAUCCAACAUUACGUUUUGAGUGGUAUGUUAAUGGAGUUGAAUUAAAAAUGGGCUCUAGAUUCCAUGUAACAAACGAUUUUGGCUUUGUGACAUUAGAUAUCAGCUCUACUGUUGCAGAAGAUUCUGGAGUUUAUACAUGUAAAGCAAUUAACGGGGCUGGAGAAGCUGUUUCUUCCACUUCUAUGAAAAUAAAACAUCGCUCUUCAAUUAUUCAUGAACCAUUACAACCUGAUGCAUGGGAAAAAAUUCAGCUUAAAGAAGCAGAAAUGAAUAAAGUUCCUGAAAUGUUCAUUGAUACUAGACCACAACAAGCACCUGUUUUUACUUCACAUUUGCAAAAUCAAGACCGUUUAGCUGAAGGUCAGCAUGUUCAUUUAGAAGCUCAAGUAGAACCUAGAGCAGAUCCUAAUCUUCGAAUUGAAUGGUUUAAAAAUGGAGUCACAUUGACAACUGGUUCAAGAAUACGCAGCACUUUUGAUUUUGGUUUGGUCACAUUAGCAAUAAAUAGUUUGAGACCAGAUGAUUCAGCCAUCUACACAUGUAAAGCAUCUAACGUUUUGGGUGAAGCUGUUUCAACUUGUACAUUAAAAAUAUCUGAUAGCCAUUGGUUAAUAAGUAACACUUUACACCCUGAAUCACUUUCAAAAAUUGAAGAUUUGGAAAAACCUCAUGCUGAACGAGUUGAAGGACCAGAACCAGUUUUUGAAAGUCCUGUUUUCAUUUCUCAUCUUAAUAAUUGGGAAUGUAAAGAAGGAAAUGAUGUUCAUUUUGAAUGUCAAGUAGAACCUUCCAAAGAUCCAACUUUGAAAAUUGAUUGGUUUGUAAAUGGAAAACCACUUCAAAGUGCAGCAAGAUUCAAGUCUGCCUAUGAUUUCGGUUUUGUCACAUUAGAUAUACAUCACGCAUAUUCAGAAGAUUCUGGAAUAUAUACGUGUAGAGCUAGUAAUAGCAAAGGCCAGGCUGUAACUACGGGAACAUUAAAAUGUACAGGUCUCCAAGGCAUUCAUUUAGACACACAACAUCCACAAGGAAAAACUGGAUUAGAAAAGGUACAAAAAGUGGAAGAUAAUCUUGCUUCUAAAUAUCAACGUCAAGCAUCAUUGCCUGAGGCAACUUUCCCAAAACCAAUAUUUAUUGUACCUCUCGAAGCUGAAUUCAUAUUAGCUGAAAGUAAAGCACUGCAUUUGGAAGCACAAGUUGAACCAAAGAAUGAUCCUAAUCUCAAAAUUGAAUGGUACUUUAAUGGAAAAGUACUUGAUUUAGGAUCACGUUUUAAGACAAACAAUGAUUUUGGUUUUAUAAGUUUGGAUUUAACUGAUGUAUAUGAACGAGAUCAAGGAGUGUAUACCUGCAAAGCAUAUAACCAUUCUGGAGAAACCUAUACUUCGACAACUGUAUAUUGCAGUAGUAACAAAGGAUUAAUUGAGCAUACUCAACACCCAAAAGGAGAAGAAGGUUUGGAAAAAAUUCAAAGUUUAGAAGAAUCUUUACAAAGACAAAAACAAGGAAUUACCGAUAAAGAGACUGGACAUGCACCUAUUUUCACUUCUCAAUUUAAAGAUCUUGGAUUUUUAAGUGAAGGUGAAAUCGCUCACUAUGAAGCUUCAUUAACACCUGUUGGUGAUCAGAAAAUGGUUGUUGAAUGGUUCUACAAUGGAAAUGCUAUUGAAGCUAGUCACCGUAUUCGUACAAUAUAUGCAUUUGGAAUGGUUGUUCUUGAAAUUCUUGGUACAAAAAUAGCUGAUACAGGAACUUACACUUGUAAAGCAACAAAUGACUAUGGAUCUGCAGAAAUGAGUGUUACACUAGAAUGCGUAGAAAGAAUAACUGGUCAAAAACCAAAAUUCACAUCUCAAAUUCAAACUUUAGUUGGCUUAAAAGAUGGAGAUUCUGCACAUUUUGAAUGCACAUUAAUACCAGUCAAUGACCCUGAUUUAAAAGUAGAAUGGUUCCACAAUGGUAAACCAUUAUUACACAAAAAUCGUGUAAAAAUGAUUUCUGAUUUUGGAUUUGUUGUCAUGGAUAUAGCAUACAUACAAAAUCAUGAUUCUGGAGAAUAUAUAUGUAAAGCAAGCAAUAAGUAUGGUGAAGAUAUAACUAAAGCCUCUAUUCAAUACUCUGGAAAAGGUGGUGUAUAUUUAGAUUCAUUGCAACCUACUUCCUUAGCUAGAAUUCGAGAGUUAGAAAAUGCUACAGGACAACCAGCUGGAUUUGCAUCAUCUCCUGUAUCAGAAGCUCCUAAAUUCACAACACAAUUAGUAGACAUAACAAAUUUGAAAGAAGGACAAAGUGCUCACUUUGAAGCUCGAGUUACACCAGUGAACGAUCCAAAUCUUGUUGUUGAAUGGUAUUUCAAUGGUGAAAAACUACAACACGGUCAUAGAUUUAGAACAUUCCACGAUUUUGGUAUAGUAAUAUUGGAUAUACUAUAUUGCUAUGAAGAAAACUCUGGUGUAUACGAGUGUAGAGCAUUUAAUAAAGCAGGAACUGAUACUACUAAGGCAAAUCUACUUUGUACCUCCAAAACAAAUUUGAUCUUAGAUUCUCAACUUCCUCGAGGAAUGGAAGGAGGAUUAGAAAAAAUUCAGACUCUUGAAGAUUUAACUCUCAGAGUUAAAGAUGAAAGAGUUUCUGUGGAAAAUCGGCAAGCUCCAAUGUUUACUGAACCAUUAUCCAAUAUUGAUAGUUUACGAGAAGGCGAGAGUGCACAUUUUGAAGGUCGCUUGACACCUGUUGAUGAUCCUAACUUAAAGGUGGAAUGGUUCUGGAAUGGAAAACCAUUAAAAGCUGGUUCUAGAUUCAGGACUUUCUGUGAAUUUGGUUUUGUUAUAUUGGAAAUAUCUCCAGUAUAUCCUGAAGAUUCUGGAGAAUAUUCAUGCCGAGCUUCUAACCAUUAUGGUGACGCUGUUACUACAGCCAGCAUGAAAGUUCAAGGAAAGAGAAGUAUCAUUGUGGAAUCACAGCUUCCAAAAGGAAUGGACACUACUAUUGAUAGAAUUGCAGAACUUGAAGGUCUUGGAAAAUCAAGGGCAACUAUUGAAACUGAAGAUGAUCUGGGAAGAGCUCCAGAAUUCAUAACAACUCCAGCUGAUCUUAGUUUGUCAGAAAAUUCGUUGGCUCAUUUUGAAUGCAAGCUUGUACCAUCAAAUGAUGCUAGCAUGACGGUUACUUGGUUCCACAAUGGCAAAGUGUUAUCAGCUGGAUCACGUAUAAAAACAAUUAAUGAUUUUGGAUUUGUUAUCCUUGAAGUAGCUGGUGUUUAUAUUAGAGAUUCUGGUCUAUAUACUUGCAAGGCCACCAAUAAACAUGGAGAAGCAACAGUGACAUGUAAGUUACAAGUUAAAGGACGGCAAGGUAUAGUUUUAGAACCUCAAUUGCCUAACACAUUCAGAUCAGGUACAAAAAGUAUUCAAAAGCUUGAAGAGAAUAUGUAUAAACGGGAAGAGAUAUUGGCUGAAGAUGAAAAACCAAAUCCUCCUAGGUUUACUGUAGAACUGAAGGAUGCAUUGGAUGUACAAGAAGCCAAAUCUGUUCAUUUUGAAUGUAGAGUGGAACCUGUUAAUGAUUCUACAUUAAGGAUUGAUUGGUUUUUCAAUGGAAAACCUUUUGCUACUGGUUCACGUGUACAUGUGAUAAAUGAUUUUGGAUUUAUAUCGUUGGACAUGGAUUAUGUUUACUCUCGAGAUUCUGGCGAAUAUAUAUGCCGUGCAACAAAUAAAUGGGGAACUGCCUUUACAAAAGCAAAAUUAACGUGCACUGCUAAACAAAAUGUCAUAUUAGAGUCACAAUUACCAGAAGGAAUGAGUGGAGAAAAAUUAAAAGCGUUAGAGCAAGGGCCAAUACAAGAAAAAAAAAUUCAUGAUGAAAUAGAAGCAAUGCCACCAAAAUUCUUAUCCCAGAUUGAAUCAACAACAGUUGAAGAAGCAAGUUCUGUACAUUUUGAAACUAGAGUCGAGCCUAAAAAUGAUCCAAAAUUAAGAGUAGAGUGGUAUAGAAAUGGGAAACCAUUACCUUCAGGACAUAGAUAUAAAUCUAUUUUCGAUUUGGGUUUUGUAUCUUUGGAUAUACUGUCUAUGUAUUCUGAAGAUUCAGGAGAAUACAUUUGUAGAGCUGUAAACGAUCACGGUGAAGCAAUAACUAAAGCUAUGGUCACCUGCAAACAGCUUCCAACAAUAUUACUUCAAAAUCAAGUACCAAAAGGUAUGAAAAAGUCAGAAGCUUUGACUCAAAUGGAAGCAGCUAUCAAAAAAUAUACAUCUGAGAUUCAUUUGACCAUAGAUGAUUUGUAUGAAGUUGAAAAGAAACAACCGCCAAGAUUUGUCACCCAAAUUAAAGAUCAGUUAUCGUUAGUUGAAAUGGAAUCAACCAAAUUUGAAUGUCAAUUAGCUCCAGUUGGUGAUCCUAAUAUGAAGGUUGAAUGGUUCUUAAAUGGCAAACCAUUAAGACACAAGAAUAGAUUUAACCCAAUUUAUGAUUUUGGUUAUGUUGCUAUGAAUUUUGGUUGGAUUUAUCCCGAAGACAGUGGUGAAUAUGUUUGUAGGGCUACUAAUUUAUAUGGUCAAGAUGAAACAAGAGCCACUAUAAAAACAUCUGGUAAGCCAGGUAUCAUUUAUGACUCACAGCUUCCUAAAGGAAUGAAGAGUAUUGAAAAAAUAAGAGAAAUGGAAGCAUCGUGGCAAGUAACACCUGAGAUGAAAGAGGAAGAAGAAAAACGUAGAGAACCACCACAAUUUGUAAGCAAACCAGAACCUGUCACUGUAUGUGAAGGUGAUUGGGCUAGAUUCUGUUGUAGAGUUACUGGUUUUCCGAGACCAAGAGUUAUGUGGUUAGUCAAUGGAAACACUGUGGUGAAUGGAAUGAGAUAUAAAUUAAAUUACGAUGGUAUGUGGCAUCUUGAUAUACCAAAGACAAGGCAAUAUGAUCAUGGUAAAGUUGAAGUUAUUGCUAGAAACGUAUGUGGAGAGACCCGUGUAGAAACAAUGCUCACAGUGAAUUCAAGACAUGAUGAUUACAGAGGAGUUUUGAAAAAUUCACCUAGACCAUGGUACGACAGUGAUUUGGUGCAGUACCAAAGGGAUCUUAAAGAGAAUGAACUUGAAAAAGUGUUUACUGAUAGAGCAUCAAAUGUUCAAAAUAUUGAUUAUAGUAAUAUGAUUAUAUCAACGGUUGGUGAUCAAAUGAAACAAAAGCAAUUAAAUGAUUCAAAACCUGAAUGGACUGAAACUGUGAAACAAAAGAAAAAUGAGGAUUAUUAUAAUAAAUUGAGUAAAUUGGAAGGAGAUCAAGUGAUAAAAGAGGCAAGAAUCAGAGAAGCUAAUCAUCAAGUAUCAAUUGCAGGCGAGAAAUUGAAAACUACAUCCAAAAAUAUGUCUAAAAAUUACGAAGAAUCAUUAGUUAAAGAUAAAAAAGAAGAAUUAAUGCCUUGGCAAACAACAAAAUUACUUAAAGCACGGGGUGAUCAAAGUCCACAAAUAAUACCGGAUCCAUCUGAGUCAGCGGUACACGGAAAAGAAAUUCACGUAGCGAAACAGCAACAAACUCAAAAAGAAAUACAAGGUGAUAAAGAAAUACGUAGAAAAAUUACUGCCACUGAGACAACUGAAGUAGAACAUACACGUAAAAACCAAGAAAGGGUAGUUCAAGGAAAAGUUGAACCGUCCAAACCACCAAUAUUUACAACUAAAAUUCAACCUUGCCGCGCAUUCGAACAAGACCAAGCCCGUUUUGAAGUUGAAUUCGAUGGCGAGCCAUUACCUACGAUUAAAUGGUACCGAGAAGACUUUUUAAUCCAAAAUUCACCUGACUUCCAAAUACACACGUUUAGUACUAAGUCAAUACUAAUUAUUAGACAAGUUUUUAUGGAAGACUCUGGCGUGUUUGCCGUCAUUGCAGAGAACAGAGGUGGCAAGGCAAAAUGCAGUGCCAAUUUACUUGUCGAAGAACGUAAACAAGUUGGCAGGAAAGGACCCGGUCCACCAAGCUUCCUUAGCACAAUGCAAGGAUCAGUCGUUAAAGCCGGUCAACUAGUCAGAUUUGACGUUAAAAUCAGUGCUAAUAAGCCACUGGACGUAUAUUGGUUAAAGAACGGAAAGAAAAUCACCCAGGACAUUCGUUAUAAAACAGUGGACGAAGACAACCAAUACACGCUCUUGAUUAUUGAGUCAGUCACUGAAGAUAGUGGAACCUACGAGUGUGUAGCCAUCAACAAUUCUGGCGAAGCAAGGUGUGAAGCUCAGUUAGUAGUUCAACCUUUGGAACAGAAAGAUAAGCCUAAAUUAAAACCUAGUGGUAAAGAACAGGCACCGACAAUCACUCAACCGUUAUCCGGACAAGUGAUUCACGAGGGACAACCUGUGACGUUUAGCUGUAAGAUUUCUGGACAACCUCCAAUAACCGUAAAAUGGCAAAAAGGCGAUAAAGUGAUUAAACCAUCAAAAUAUUUCCGUAUGACACAAGAUGGGGAAACAGUAUCACUUCAUAUAUCUGAAGUGUUCCCAGAGGACGAAGGCACGUACAAAUGUCUAGUGUCGAAUUCCGGCGGUCAAGCUGUCCUGUCAGCUAAUUUGAAAGUCAUUGUACCUGAUAAUCAAGACAUAGCUCCAACCUUGAGCCCGAUGAGAGACGUUAUCGUCCCAGAAGGUAAUGCGGCUCAGUUCCGCACGCAAGUUUCGGGACAACCGUCACCGUCUGUACAAUGGUUCAGAGAAGGAAUACUUAUUCCCGAAACACCAGAUUUUAAGAUGAUGUAUGAAGGUAAUAUGGCCGUUCUGUUGAUAACAUCGACAUACGAAGAAGAUUCUGGUGUUUUCACAUGUCGUGCCACAAAUAGCGCUGGACAAGUAGAGACCUCGGCCAAACUUACGGUGAAAAGUAAGAAAUAAUCACGAUUACGUAUAAUUAUAUAAGCAAUAAGCAAAUAUAUAUUUAUAAUACAUGAUAUAUUUAAACACACAUACACACAUAUAUAUUUAUAUAUAUACUGUGUCGUUAUUAGAAUUAAAAUAUUAUCAAUAAGUCACAUAUGGAAAUGCUACCUGUGCUUUCAAAUAAUAAUUUAAGAAUUAUAUUUUAUCGAGGGAAAAUACGCUUUAAGUAUUAUUUGUUUAUUCUCUCUC